GCAGAUGAAAUGUCUUCUCUUCCCAUAAAAUCCUCACUAUGUAAGAACUACAAUUAACCCCCUCCCCCAACACAGACUAACAGGAAGUGAAAGUUAAACCAGAAUAAAAACUGCGUCAGAGCAGAGGGGAAAAGACACACAGGACUGUCGUUGUCAUGGAAUUAAUUUGAAGAUGUAUUAAAAUAUCUGACAUAUAGCAGUUUAAAUAUGCAUCAAACAUGUUUUGAUAAACACACAGAAAUCUGACCAACAGUCACAGUCUCUUUACAGGAAACUUCUGCUUGAUUAAGAUCAGAGCAGCUCUGAUUCAAGAAAUCCCAAGUGUGCACGGAUAUCAAAAGUGGAACAUAACAGGAAAUAACAGGACAUUAAAACCUUAGUUACACAGAAACAUUGACGCACGAACCUGCAAGAUAAAAAAGAGACACAGAGUGUUGUCUCGCUCAGUGUUGUUCUGACUUUUGGAUUUGUCUAUCAUAUGUUUUUGAUACUUGCAAAAUAAAUCCCGCACAAGGCUGCUAUUCGAAUCUACCUGGUCGUCAGUUGUUUUUCUUUAAACAUUUUCUACAACAUCGUCUGGUGAAUCAAAUUAUUUCUUCUAACAACAUGGCUGUGUCUGACACAAAGAGGAUUGUCAUCUUGGGAAAAACUGGAGCUGGGAAAAGCAGCGUGGCUAACACCAUAUUUGGAGAGAAACUGUUCAAGAUUGGUGACACUGCCAAAUCUGAAACGAGUGUUUGUCAAGCAAAAACCAAAUCCGUCAACGGAAGAAGCAUCUCUCUGAUCGACACUCCUGGUUUCUUUGACACAGACAGACCUGAGGAGGAGCUGAAGGCUGAGAUAGUGAGGUGUAUCACAGAGUGCUCUCCUGGGCCUCAUGCUGUUCUCAUUGUGCUUAAACUGGAGAGGUUCUAAAAUCCUCCAAGAACACAAAUUUAAAUUUCCAAGUAUUUCAAUGAGUUCUCUAUAAAGGGCUACAGCAUGUAACGAGGCGUGACUAUUUCACUGUAGCCUGAGAUGUAAAUUUACCGUAGAACCUGAACACUAUUCAACUGUAUUGAUGUCGUAAACUUUAAAACGUUUAAGCGUAAAUCUUAAUUAAUUAACUGCACUCAAAAAAUUGUCAUGUUUUUUUAAAAAUACAGAUAAAAUUCA
This is a messenger RNA of Centropristis striata (black sea bass), 1155 nucleotides long. RefSeq names its product GTPase IMAP family member 4-like. NCBI's taxonomy places the organism in Eukaryota, Metazoa, Chordata, Actinopteri, Perciformes, Serranidae. Gene Ontology annotation, molecular function: GTP binding. The transcript has 2 exons. Bases 607 to 915 code for a protein of 102 amino acids. The record is from RefSeq and is a predicted model, not a curated record.